UCAGUCAUUUCUCUUAGUAGACUGAAAAUCCAAAUUUAUCCGGUCAAUAUUUUCUCGUCUACUGUUCCGCGGAAACAGAACAUUUGUUUCAAUAUGGCGACGACGGGGCAGCCACAGCGCCAAAACAAAGGCAGAGUACAGAUUGUUAGAUCAUCACUUCCCUACCAAGUUCUUCUCUACCUCAAUGGAUGGUACUUUGCAUUCUUCUUUCUGUGUGAAAUUCUUAUUUAUGUUUACAAAGGUGAAACUCUACCAUACGCAGAUAAUGUAUUGCCAGCAGAGGUGAUUCUGGUCUUCAUUUUAGCAGGAAUAGAGGCCUUACGAAUAUUUUUUGCUCAAAAAGGAAAUCUUACAGAGAGAAUAGUGGGGGUUGUAAUAUCGAUAUUAUUGAGUAUCCCUGCAGUACUAGGGGCACUGUAUCUCAUCUUAUGGCAGACUUACGUAUUACGAGUUGACGUCAUCUUGGCAGCUAUCCAGACUGGAUUUAUAGGACUGGAACUCAUUUUUGGAAUCAUCGGCAUGAUUACGUUUGCUAGAGCUACACCUUAUUAACAACUGCAAGGUCUAAUGCAAAUGACAUUCUCUGCAAGGUUGUGAUUUUAGAAGGAUCUGCCAGAAAGGAUAUCUUCAUGAUCAGUUCUGCAUUUAUGAAUACAAGAUUCCAUCAAACUUGUUUAUGAACAUACAUACUAUGUGCUAAAAGACAUAUCCAUAUGCAAGAUACUGUACACCAUGAUGCAUUAUU
Saccostrea cuccullata (small rock oyster) is the source of this 745-nucleotide messenger RNA. RefSeq names its product transmembrane protein 216-like. The transcript has 6 exons. The coding region runs from base 94 to 552 and encodes 152 amino acids. Gene Ontology annotation, biological process: non-motile cilium assembly. Gene Ontology annotation, cellular component: ciliary transition zone. The record is from RefSeq and is a predicted model, not a curated record. Lineage: Eukaryota; Metazoa; Mollusca; Bivalvia; Ostreida; Ostreidae.